CCACCUCUAGUCCAAGCAGUAUUUAAAGGUGAUAUAAAUGAAGUUCAGGAAUUGUUAUUUAAUCGUGAAGAAGUUAAUUAUCAAGACUCUGAACGGCGUAGUAUAUUACAUGCUGCUGCAUUCUGUGGCCAUGCAGAAAUAAGUGAUCUCUUAUUAUUAAGUAGUGCUAGAGUUAAUACAAAAGAUAAUCAUUGGGUGACUCCUCUUCAUAGAGCUUGUUGUUCUCAAAGUGAAACUAAACUGGAAGAAAAGAAUCAUCCUGGAGCAGGAUUCAAACCUGCAACUGCCACUUACUGUGCAAAUGAAUUGCCAGUUACACUACUCAGAACUUCGGUCUGUCUCCUCUUCCAGUAUAUUUAUCAUUACGAUAUAAACAUUAUCAGUUACUAUGGUGCUGACUGGGAAAGCAUUCAGUGCCCUCAUCUU
Molecule: messenger RNA, 426 nt
Organism: Centruroides sculpturatus (bark scorpion)
Lineage: Eukaryota; Metazoa; Arthropoda; Arachnida; Scorpiones; Buthidae
Product: serine/threonine-protein phosphatase 6 regulatory ankyrin repeat subunit A-like
Exons: 2
Biological process (GO): regulation of barbed-end actin filament capping
Cellular component (GO): nucleus; cytoplasm
Molecular function (GO): protein binding
Source: RefSeq, a predicted model, not a curated record